This is a messenger RNA of Anthonomus grandis grandis, 1675 nucleotides long. RefSeq lists its product as uncharacterized. Bases 59 to 1621 code for a protein of 520 amino acids. Gene Ontology annotation, cellular component: plasma membrane. Gene Ontology annotation, biological process: triglyceride biosynthetic process. NCBI's taxonomy places the organism in Eukaryota, Metazoa, Arthropoda, Insecta, Coleoptera, Curculionidae. The record is from RefSeq and is a predicted model, not a curated record. Gene Ontology annotation, molecular function: diacylglycerol O-acyltransferase activity; long-chain-alcohol O-fatty-acyltransferase activity. The transcript has 8 exons.
CAUACUUAGUGCAUUGCAUGCAAUAAACCAAGAGAAAUUAUUAUUUUUUUACUUAAAAAUGGAUAUUGGCAUGAUGUUUUUAAAUAUGAGCCUUACACUAUGGUAUGCCUUUUUAAACUUUAUGGUCCUUGGACCUACGAUAAUAGCUUAUUUAUUGAAUUUCAUUUAUCUAAGUAUUUUAAAUCUUUAUUUGAAAGUUAAAAUUGGUAAGGCUUAUGGAGGAUUACUGAAGUAUAAAGAUGUGUUAUUUUUUCUUCCUGAUACAUCAAGAUACUGUAUUGUUUCCGUUAUUUUUAUUCGCUGCAGUGAAGAAAUUAAUAUAAUGAAGAAAAUUAAGGACUGUUUACAAGAAAAGGUGUUUGAUCAUCCAGAUCGAUAUCCCAAAUUAACAAGCACAUAUCAUCAAUUUGGAGGUUUUGUUUAUCGAAAAAGGUGUCAAUGUAAUCCUAAUGAUGUUCUACGUACUAUACCAGUGGAAGAUGAUCAAGAAAUCACUGAAGACUAUCUGAAGCGAUAUGCCGCUAAAGUAAUGAACGCCAAAUUCGGAAAAAAUGAUACUUUACUAUGGGAAAUACAGAUUGCCGAUCGUCCUAUGAGAGAUAAAUUAAAUGGCGAUUACAUAUAUCCAGUAAUCAAAAGGUUCCAUCAUGCAAUUGCCGAUGGAACUUCUUUAGUCUCCUGGGAGAUACAAGUGUUUGGAGGGCAGUCUGUAAAUGAAAAUUAUAAUGAGCAACUGUUUGGUAAACUAUUAAAUAACCAAGAAACAAAAGAAAAAAGGAAAGCCGAUAUAAUAAAAUCACUAAAGCAAAUAUUUGGAGGAAUCCUUCUACAUCUAGAAAUCCUUUUUAUAUCAUAUGGAAGAUUACUUACACAAUAUUAUUUCAAGCCAAAAGAUAAAAAUGCAUUAAUGAGUGAACACUUACGCGAAAAAGUAUGUGUAUGGACCUGCGAAGAAAAAGUAGAAUGCAUACCACUGGUAAAAAAUAUCAAAAACAACGAGAACACUAAAUUCAGUUGUGUAGUCCUUACUGCUAUUGCUGCAAGUUUCUCCCAGUAUUUCAAGAGGAACAAUUUUCCGAUUCCAAAUAAUAUGUCUGGGUAUAUAGUAGCUCUAUUAGAACCUCCAGACGUAGAUUUGACCAAGCCUAUAGAUUUAACAAAUAACAUGGUAGCACCACCCUUUGAAUUACCAAUGGUUCAGGAAUCCACAAAUUUACUGGAUACAUUAAAAUUGAUCUCAAAGAGGUGGCAUAGUAAGAAACGAAUCGCGGAUUCAAUGCUUUUAAACUAUAUUAGAAAAUAUGCCACUCCUGUACAUUUACAAUUACUAAAAUUGUAUGUAACCUUUGAAUCUAGUACUUAUUUGCUUACUAAUGUACCUGGUGGUUCAAUGGAAGAAACUCAAGAUAAAUGGAUUUAUGAUAAAAUAAUUGCUAUAGCUCCUCAUGUCUUAGGCAUUAGUGUGAGUAUUUCAAUUGUCAGUUAUAACAAUAAGUUUCAAAUAGGACUGAUGGUAGAUAAGUCGAUAGUUAAAUCCCAAGAGGAAAUUCAACAAAUUUCUGAUGAUAUAUUGCUUAACAUUAAAUUGCUAUAUAAGCAAAUGAAUGCAGCCGCUAAGUAAGUUUCGGUAUAGAAAUGUAUAUAGAAGAAAAAUAAAAAGUAUUGCUAAAAGAGA